Messenger RNA from Lycium barbarum (goji berry), 2054 nucleotides. RefSeq lists its product as uncharacterized. Gene Ontology annotation, biological process: transmembrane transport. The coding region runs from base 232 to 1878 and encodes 548 amino acids. Gene Ontology annotation, cellular component: membrane. The record is from RefSeq and is a predicted model, not a curated record. Gene Ontology annotation, molecular function: transmembrane transporter activity. The transcript is spliced from 4 exons. Lineage: Eukaryota; Viridiplantae; Streptophyta; Magnoliopsida; Solanales; Solanaceae.
AAUAUCCAGCAGUUGACCAGCACUGACAAAACCAUAUAGUGGCACGUUGCUAGCGAGAAACACACCAACGUCUCAGGUUGUUAGGUGGCUAGCUAUCACCACCGACCAAACCAACCAAACCUCGUCAUCAUCGUCAUCACCACCCCAAUGAACUCCCCCACCACCUCAUUUUUCAAUUUUUUCUCCACAACCUAACACCAACAAGCUUUCUUGAUUCUUGAUUUUUCCACCAUGGAAAAAACUAGUGAAGACCCAAACAAGUCUAUACUUGCUGACCCCACCAACACCACUACCCAACCCCUUCUUGAUCCCAUAACACCUCAUCAUCAUUACUACCCUGGCCAAUCUUCUUUAGACCCUGAAGACCAAACUCAGUACCUUCAGAUCUCUUAUAACUUUGGUUCAAGACCCUUUAAAGACCUUCCUUUUGUUAUCCUUUUUACUCUUCUUGUUCUUUGUACUUUUGGUUUUGGUAUCUUUGCUUCUGUUCAUAGAAAUCCACAUCACUCCCAUGUUUCCUCUUUUACCUACAAUUUCACUUCAUCUUCUUGUAAUCUUGAAAAAUCCAACCUUUUGAGUUCUAGUGACUUUUUUUCACUUUACUCAUCGGAUUCUAGUUUCUUGAAAAGUUUAAUUUGGACCCUUGUAGUUACUUUAAUUCUCAGUAUACCCUUUGUGCUCUUUGUGCUUUUCUUGCUUAAGAGGUAUACGAAGCAGAUAGUUUAUGCUUCACUUCCUUUUUUUGUAAUUGUUCCUGUUUUCCUUGAUAUCUACUGGUUUGUUGCUUGUACUGUGAGCUCCAAAUGUAGUGAAGAUUUCCCUUUAGCCUAUAGGAUUUUAGUGCUUGCUUUUGUGUUGUUGUUAAUUGGGCUUCUUGUUUGGAUUUUUGUAGCGAAUUGGCAUAGGAUUGAGUUGACUGUUAAGAUUAUUGGGGUUGCUUCUUAUGCCCUUUCAAGGAAUUUAGGGUUGUUUGGGGUGCUUCCAGCAUUGACUUUAGGGCUGUUGGCAUAUUAUGCUCCGAUCGUUGUUUUCUUAGUGUUUGCUAGGUUUAAUGGAGAGGUGGUACCUAAGGAAAAGAAUGGGGAGUACUAUUGUGUAUGGAAACAGGAUAGGUGGGUUCCUGCUUAUUAUACUUUUGCUAUUUUAACAAUGCUUUGGUCUGCAACAUCAAUGAUUGAGGCACAGGUUUAUGUGAUAAGUGGAACAAUUGCUCAAUGGUACUUCAACAAGGAUGAAUCAGGUCCCAAAAGGUCUAUGAGAAGUGCUUUGAGAAAUGCGUUUGGUCCAUCCUCAGGCACAGUAUGUUUCUCUGGAUUACUGAUCGCUGUGGUUCGUAUGGUUCGUUCCAUGGUUGAUAAUGCAAGACAAGAAGGUUCUGGAAUUGUGAACGUUAUUCUGCGAUGUUGUGUCAAUUCCUUGCUGUCUGCGGUUGAGUUUGUGAACAAAUUCACCAUAAACUUUGCAGCUAUAACUGGUGAAGCAUAUUGCACUUCUGCUAAGAUGACAUAUGAACUUCUAAAGCGCAAUCUUCUCUCCCCAGUUUUUGUGGAGACUGUCUCCACUCGCAUACUGGCUGGAAUAAUCUUUGUUCUCUCAACAGUGUAUGCAGUAUUGGUUUUUGUUGUGGUAAGAGCUGCUAGUCAUCUUGGUGUCGAAGCAUACUUUAUUGCUGCUCUGGCAUGGCUUCUGCUGAUGGUGGUUCUUGGUUACUUCGUGCACGUUUUGGAUAAUGUUAUCGACACAGUAUAUGUUUGCUAUGCGAUUGACAGAGACAGAGGAGAGGUAUGUAAACAGGAGGUUCAUGAUGUUUAUGUGCACCUUCCUAUCAGUAGGAGUCAUAGUUCCGCUGCUUACGGUGCCAGAAGUCCCCUUGUAUAACCAAACCCUUUGGUUGACUUCAAUGUGUUGUAUUCUGUCUGUAAUUCUUUUUCUCCUUUUCGGUUUGCCUUUGUAAUUGCCGGAUUUGCCUGUUAGGCAAGUUGUGCAUUGAGGUAAAUUUAUUUUGUAUAACAGUGUUUAUCCAAUAAUGAUGAAAAUAUCUGCUAACUGUGCCA